Dromaius novaehollandiae (emu) is the source of this 4417-nucleotide messenger RNA. RefSeq names its product ganglioside induced differentiation associated protein 1 (gene GDAP1). The transcript is spliced from 6 exons. Gene Ontology annotation, biological process: mitochondrial fusion; mitochondrial fission. NCBI's taxonomy places the organism in Eukaryota, Metazoa, Chordata, Aves, Casuariiformes, Dromaiidae. The record is from RefSeq and is a predicted model, not a curated record. Gene Ontology annotation, cellular component: mitochondrial outer membrane. Bases 215 to 1249 code for a protein of 344 amino acids.
CCCCACCCUGCCAUGUGAUCUCUCUCCCUGCGCAUCCAUCUUCCUCUGCUGCCCUAGGGGAGGCUGCGGGCGGCUCGCCCUGCUCGGCAGCGCCGUCCUCGCAGCAGCGCGGGGGCAGCGACCGGCGCCGCGCAGCCACACCGCGGCCGCGGGGGGAGGCCGCUGCGCGGCGCGGCGCCCCUGCGCUUCAGCGCGGUGCCGGGCGGCGGCGGGCAUGGCGCUGGGCGGCGGCGGGGCGGCGGGGCGGCUGGUGCUGUACCACUGGACGCAGUCCUUCUCCUCGCAGAAGGUGCGCUUGGCGAUUGCUGAGAAAGCCCUAAAAUGUGAAGAACACGAUGUAAAUCUGCCGCUGAGCGAGCACAAUGAGCCUUGGUUUAUGCGUUUAAAUUCAUCUGGAGAAGUACCUGUCCUUAUCCAUGGGGAAAAUAUUAUUUGUGAGGCAACACAGAUUAUUGAUUAUCUUGAAGCAACAUUUGUAGACGAGGAAGUACCAAGAUUAAUGCCGGAAAAAGGAAGCAUGUAUUAUCCCAGGGUGCAACACUAUAGAGAGCUUUUAGACUCCUUGCCUAUGGAUGCCUACACUCAUGGCUGCAUCCUGCACCCUGAAUUAACAGUGGAUUCUCUGAUUCCAGCCUAUGCUACAACUAGAAUUCGUAGCCAAAUAAGUAAUACAGAGUCAGAAUUGAAGAAACUCGCGGAAGAAAAUCCAGACCUUCAAGAUGCCUAUAUAGCAAAACAGAAGCGCCUUAAAUCUAAACUGCUGGAUCAUGAUAAUAUAAAGUACCUAAAGAAAAUACUGGAUGAACUGGAAAAAGUUUUGGAUCAGGUUGAGACUGAAUUGCAGAGGCGAAAUGAGGAAACACCAGAAGACGGAAAUCAGCCUUGGCUCUGUGGUGAAUUCUUCAGCUUGGCAGAUGUAUCACUUGCUGUCACAUUACAUCGCUUGAAGUUUCUGGGAUUAGCAAGAAGAAACUGGGGAAAUGGAAAACGACCCAACUUGGAAGCCUAUUAUGAGCGUGUCCUGAAGAGAAAAGCAUUUUACAAAGUUUUAGGACAUGUCAACAAUAUAUUAAUCUCAGCAGUUCUGCCAACUGCAUUCCGCGUGGCCAAGAAAAGAGCGCCCAGAGUUCUUGGCACCACCCUGUUGGUUGGCAUGCUAGCAGGAAUGGGUUAUUUUGCUUUCAUGUGUCUUCGGAAGAGGUUUGCCAACAUGAUGUUAUCGAUUAAAACCAGACAAAAUUAUUUUUAGACUUGUCUGUCCCUGGUGGUAGGUGGAGGUCAUCUCUAGCCCCCAGGAAAGUAUGAAAAAUAAGCAUAUAAGGAAGGUUAUGUCCGUGACUUAGAACACUGUCACACAGUGACUGUCUCCUGCUUUUGAAUAAUAGGAUUGGCAAUGCUGAUAUAUUUGUGGAAAAUAAAUGUUGAGGGGACAACAAAAAAAGAAGAUACUUUCUUUUCAAAUGAGGAGCUGUAAGGGCUGUGACAGUAGUUUGUUAAAGUGAUUAUUGUUUCUGUCUCCUUUACCCAAUGCCUGACCUAAUUUUAAUGUUUUUAUUUAAUAGAUACUUUUGUCGCAACGUGACAGCUUUUCACUGUGGGUGAAAUGCGUUACUGUGCAGAAACCAGCAGGGCUGAAUCACUGAAAACAGCACUUAAGUUUAAAUGCUCAGAGAGGGAUGUAGGUGGAACAUAGGCUUUGUGCCUGUCGUGUACGAGAGCGAGUGUCUUUGUACUGAUUAAUGUCUGUUGAUUUGCAAUUGGACCAUUAUGAAUGUGUUAAAAAGUAGCCCUAGAGAGCUGCUUUUUCACUCUGUAUUAAUGCGAUAGUACAGGAAUAGACCUGAAAUACAUGUAAAUAUCAGUGAUUUGUGGGCCACAUGAGUGAAAUUCUGAAAAAAAAAAAGGCAAUUGACAGAAUUUGAACUUCUGUUUAAUUACGAAUGGGAGUAAAAAACCUUAAUCUUGUCUUUUGAAAGAUCUCUUGGAUAGCCUCUGGCCCACUCAGACAACCAGUUCAGUCACAAACACUGGCUGGGUCGUAACAAACUCAAUGCCCUUCUCCUGCUUUCACUCCCAUCAGCUCCUUCUCUCUUUUGCACAUGUGGUAGCUUAGUACAGUUGUCUCCAUAUUAAUGUCCCAUGUACCCGUCCAUGUUUUAGCGCUGAGCACUGGCUCUUUUUUGCACACGACUUAGAUAUGUUAGCAAUUGCAUGUGCCUCUAUGAAAUGUUUGCCCACAUCGUGCCACAGACAAUUAGAAAACAUAUGCACAAAAAUGCCUUGUGUGAAAGUAAUUUAAAACAGUUCGCUGUCUUUGAAUCUGGUUAGAUAGCCUAGACUGAAGAUGAAGCAGCUACUUAGCAGAGUCUGUUUACUGAUGGUAAGGUGUCCUAAUGGUGAAAACAAGUGAAAAACAUAAGGCAGGCUGGAGACAGAAGAUAAGUAGUGCAAAUCUUUUUUUUUUUUUUUUUUUUUUUUUUGGAAAAGCCACAAUCUCACAGCUUGUAGGAAAAAUAUAUAAAAACACUUUGAUACUUUCUACUAUUCAGCAGGUGAUGAGUUUUAUUAUUGUGUUUGAACUUAGAUCCUGUUUCAAUGAGAGAUGCACGUUUACCUGAAAGUAGACUUUGCAGACAGAAAAAUCAGGAACGGCUCAAAUUCUGAUGACAGCCUAAUAAGAUUUUGUAUUCUUUCAUGAAUGUCUGAAAAGUUCAGAAUUUUUGGUUACAAGCUGUAGCUAACGACAACAAAGUGUAGCUCUAAAUGUUUGCCUAUCACCAACCAGUGCCAACAGACCUAAGUACAUUUUAGAUCUGAUGCUGAUGGCUGUGGUCUCUCAACUAAUGCUUUUGAGCACCAAGAAGAGCCUCUCUAAAGUUUGAAGCGUACGGAUGUAGUUUUUUGCCUUGGCAGUUUCACUGUCUACAAGAUAUCAAAAUGGAUAACAUUGUUGAAUAUUGCUGCUUAUAAUUUAAUAUUGUGUUAGCUGUCUAACAAAGGAGGGCCCAAAUCUCAUUGCUUCUUUCCAUUAAUAAGAAACAUCUUACCUAGGAAACAAUGCGCUUUUUAUUUGUCAAAAAGACAGUUUUAUGUAAUUCUAUUUCAUGACACAGUUGUUUUGGAGAACUUGAUGAAUUAAAUGUGCUCUAUUUAGAAAAACUUGUUAUCUCUAGAGUAAAUUUAAUCCAACAAUACUAUUAAUGUCCUGGCAGCUUUAGUGGGUUUUGUUGUUCAUGUAUUGCAGUGUAUCUGCAUUUACUUGUAACCAUCUUCCACUAAGUUUAUAGACGCAGAGUAAACCCUGUGACAUAAUGCUUCUUUGGCAUGUGUUUAUGACAGGGCAUUUGUAAAAUAUAAUCUGAUCAAGCCACAGUAAAAUUCAAUAUAUAUAACUUAUUUAUUUUUAAUUUUUUUACAGAAAGCUAUAUUUUAUUUUUCCCUUUAUCUUUUUUUUUAAUGCUUUAGGUCUAGGUAAGAACACACUUCUAUUUCCGGAGGCAUACCAGGUUAGUUCACAGUAGCAGCACUGUAUGCUGAGAUACAGGCUGAUUAGUAAUGAGGCUGUGCAGUUUUACUCCCCCCACAAAACUUGAUCUCUGCCCUUCCGCUAGUGCUCGUUGCCUGCCGAGAGCUGCAGGUGUGGUUGGAAAGGACUGAAAUGUCCACCAGAUGUCAGUGCUCCUCCAGGAGCUCCUCGGCUUUGGAACGCCUUUGGGCUGUGCGGGAAAUCACUGAAGUUUUCACAAACAAAAAGUUUAUGAUCUCAGUGUAAGAUGGAUGUGAGCAUUGUCUCAAACUAGUGGUCUCUCAAAAGCCCUUGAAACAACUGCUUCAGUCUGCUGCAGGCUGAUACUCUAAUAUCUGUCAUUUAGGCUUGUAUGUAGUUUCUACACUGGGUAGAUAAGAUUGUCCAACAGAGGGCAAAGUUGAAAUAGGGUUUCACAUUAAAAUGUGUAUCACUGAAUAGCAGCUAAACUUGUUGCCUACAGGAAUGAACAUGGAUAAAACUAUUAUUGAGAAGACUUUGAGACCCUAGUUGAAUUCAUGUCUGUUAGCUAAAGUAUUUGACAACCUACUUCUUCUCACUGCUCUGAUGUGCUCUUCUUUGUGCUGUAAUAGUUCCUGUACAGGUGGCAGCAAAAGGCAUACCCAUGCCUAAGUUCCUUGUAGUGGACUGAGAUUUAGAAGCGCAUAUGCUGUGUCUGGUUCCUUGCACCUUUCAUGUGAUGACGCUUGUAAAUUUUCUUUCUAGCCUGGCUUAUUUUCUUUGCUUUGGCACCUCUGGACAUUAUUUAGAUUGGUUACAAUCACUCUUUUGGUUUUCAUUUGGUAUUUGCUCUCUUAUCAUGCAUCAGAUAUAUUUCAUAUCAAAUCUUUCUAUGUGGGACCAGCAAAAUAAACAUUGACUCUAUGACUA